AGCCGAUUCUGCCUACUUGUAUGAGCCGCGGGUUUCAGUUUAUCAAUUUUUUUUUAAAUUUAUGCAAAGUUUUCCUAAGUUGAUGUAAGCUGCUGGAAUGGAGGCUAAAUCAAGUAGCUUGACAGCUGUAAUUGAAGAAUGGAAUGAAUUGAAAAAAAGUUUUCAAGAAGUUGAGGCUUUACAAAAGUCAUGUACAAAAGCUGUUGCUAAUUUUAAGAAAACUGAAGCAGACUUUAAGAAAGCAAUAUCAGAUCAAGUAAAAGGUGUCACUCGAGUAUCAGAAUCAUUGAAAUGCCUUAGACCAGCAUCAGAAAAAGAAAAAGAAGAAUACACUGAACUUAAAAAAUCAGUAAAUAUCCGAAAAGAAGAGCUUAGAACUAUGUCUUCCGUUUUACCUAAAGACAGUGGAUUGUAUUUGAAAAUUGUUUUGGGAAGUGUAAAUGUUACCCUUCUAAAUGAAGAAGAGAGGUUUAAGUACAAAGAUGAAUAUGAAAGAUUCAAACUUGUUGUGACAUGUAUAGUUCUAUCUUUGUCAUUUCUGAAUGUUUUCACUGCAUACAGGAGUCUGGAUGCUAUAGUUCAUUUCCUUCUAGUCUGGUAUUAUUGUACCUUAACAAUAAGAGAAAGUAUCCUUGUUGUGAAUGGAUCACGCAUUAAAGGAUGGUGGAGACUACAUCAUUUCAUUGCAACGCUUUUAACAGGUGUCCUUAUAUUAUGGCAUGACGGGGCAUCAUACCAGCUCUUUAGGAAACAAUUCAUGCUGUACUCAUGUUAUUCAAGUUUUGUGCAAAUUCUGCAAUAUAAUUAUCAACAAGGUUGUUUAUAUCGACUAAGAGCUCUCGGAGAAAGACAUAACAUGGACAUAACUGUCGAUGGCUUUCACUCUUGGAUGUGGCGUGGUCUAAAAUUUUUGUUGCCUUUCUUAAUAAUUGGCUAUACAUGGCAAUUAUAUAAUGCUUAUACUCUUUACAAAAUUGCAGUUCAGUUUCAAGGAGUAGAGUGGCAGGUACCAACUGCUGCUUUUAUUUUCUUCCUUUUAUUCAGUGGGAAUUCUCUUACUACUGCCAAAAUAGUUCAUCAGAAAUUAAACCUUAAAGAUAUGAUUUUACGCAAAUUGCAAUAAGUUUAAAACUUUAUUGCAUUUUUGAAAUAUUUUCAUAGGUUGUGGGAACAAAAAAAACACUCCUUAUUAAUUGGAGAUUUAAAGAAGUUAUGCAAUGAACUUAUUGUUAUUUAUUGAUUAAUAUAUUUAUUGUUUUUCAUAUUUAAUUUCAUAUGUUUAAUUUAUUUAAUGAAUUAUGAAAAUUUUUAAAUAUUAAUUUCUUUUUAAAUACAUUUCAAAUUAAAGAAUAUGUAAGUUUUAGAA
Molecule: messenger RNA, 1366 nt
Organism: Argiope bruennichi
Lineage: Eukaryota; Metazoa; Arthropoda; Arachnida; Araneae; Araneidae
Product: ion channel TACAN-like
Exons: 13
Coding region: 98-1123 (341 amino acids)
Cellular component (GO): membrane
Source: RefSeq, a predicted model, not a curated record